GGUAGUUUUCUGUAACCUCGGUUUUGUUAUGAUUUUGCCUCAGUUGAUUGUACUCUUAAUUUUAGAAAUGCACUCAAUGUAAAAAAUGUUACAUGGUAUAAAUCAUGUUGAAUCCAAAACUUAACAUUUGUGUAUUAGCUUCCUUUUUUUUCUUUGGGACAUCUUCUGAAAUUGAAGAGUGUAAUUUUGUUUUGACUGUGUCAAGGAAUAUUAACAAGCUCGGUUUUCACAGGGAUUUGUCAUAUUCGUUUGAAUUAAUAACCAACGGUGUUUGGGAGGAAUGUCGACUUUGUAUAGAAGAGCAAAUACCGAAAGGUCUAUUUGUCAAUAUUAACCAAAUUGAAGAUCUUGAACGUUUUGGAAAGAUUUCUGCAUUAGUCAACGCAACAGAUAAUAUUGAAAAACCUGAAGAUGAGUCAGAGCCUCAAAAUGUCAAGUUGUAUACAAAUCUUACCCGAACUUUUAACAUUCUGACCUCCUCGGUCAAUCUUCCUUUUCAUUUCCGUUAUCAUGAGGCCCAACCAAACGGAGGCUUUAAAAAGGCUGUGAUCGGCCCUCCAUCUGUAUUCAUGACCUGCUUGCUAUCUCCAACUUUCUGUAGAUCUAAUAAUUUUGUGGAACUUCCUUGCUCUUCUGAAGUUCAACAAACGUGCUCGUUUCAGCCCAUGAAUUACCACAUUAAUUUAGAAUAUCUUGAAAUAGAUAUUCCAGUUGGUGAUACAAAUCAUUAUAACUUGGUGUUAUUUUUCACCUUAUUUGUCACAAGCUCAGGAGCAAUUUAUGUAUUAACAGUCAUUGUAAAUAAUAAAAGAUUUGAUUAAAA
Messenger RNA from Cimex lectularius (bed bug), 823 nucleotides. RefSeq names its product phosphatidylinositol-glycan biosynthesis class X protein-like. Gene Ontology annotation, biological process: GPI anchor biosynthetic process. The record is from RefSeq and is a predicted model, not a curated record. The transcript has 4 exons. The coding region runs from base 105 to 821 and encodes 238 amino acids. Gene Ontology annotation, cellular component: endoplasmic reticulum membrane. NCBI's taxonomy places the organism in Eukaryota, Metazoa, Arthropoda, Insecta, Hemiptera, Cimicidae.